AUGUCAAAUUAUAUGAAGUGGCUGCUCUCGAACGGCCGACACCUCCAGUCUCGCAAUGAACCAUCACAAUUUAAUCCAGCGACCUCACAUGUCGGGGCAAAUGCGAUCGACCCGUUACCUCCAACACUGCGAAAUGGGCUGAUUGCAGUUUCAUGCGUUGCCUCCGUAUCGCUAGUGGCGAUCUGUUCAGUGCUAUUUUUCCUCACUUAUCGGUUCAUUUUUUGGCGCAGAUAUUAUCGAAGCUACGUCGGAUACAAUCAAUAUAUCGUCCUUGUAUACAACCUGGCAAUUGCAGAUUUAAUACAGGGCCUGGGGUUCAUUGUCAGUCUACGGUGGAUUGCCACCAACUCCGUCCAUGCAUCCGACGCCUCGUGUUUUAUCCAAGGCAUUUGGCUACAGGCAGGAAAUCCAAUGAGUGGGGUGUUUGUAUUUGCGAUUUCCGCAUUUACCUUUUUACAUAUCGUGUUGGACUUCCAGUUGGGCCACCGGAAAUUCGUGGGCGUGAUAGUCGGUUUAUGGAUGUUCGGCGUGUUGAUGGUCGUCAUUCCAAUCGCGGCCGUUGGUCGUUACGUCUGGUCCCCUUCAGUCGCAUGGUGUUGGAUAACAACUCAACACCCGGCGUUGCGACUGUGGACACACUACUUCUGGAUCUUCGCUGCACAAUUUCUUACGCUUCUGCUCCAUGGUAUUAUGUUCAUUCACCUCCAGCGCAGAAUUGCCGACUGCGUUACACUAGGGGGCUUCAACACCGAUAGUCUCCGUCGCUUAAAACGAGUCAACAACUACAUGGUGCUAUACCCGGUCGUGUAUAUCACGCUGACGUUGCCUCUCGCUGUCGGAAGGAUGGCGUCUACAUCCGGCCAUACCCCUAGUGCAACAUACUUCUGCGUCGCGGGCUCGAUGAUGGCCUUGUCUGGUCUGUGCGAUACAAUAUUGUAUGCCUUGACCCGGAAAAAUUCAAUCCUGUGUCCAGAGAAGAGGCCAAGAGAAGCCAAGAGAUCCACCCAACUACCCUGGGCAGAAGGGAGAAGGUAUAGGAUAAUAAAAAGGCUGUGUCCUACCUUGAGCAACUGGGGCCGCCUCUCUAGUGUCAGUACGACUACCCAUCGCAGCGACCUCACCAACGGGAGCAUACCAAAUAGGGAGGUGGAGCGUGCAGCAGUGGAUCAAACACAUCAGGAGAUUGCGCCUGGUAUAACAUACGAACCGACGCAUUCAGCGGGCCCGGAAAAUUCAUCUAAUUAUGAACGGAAGGCUGAUUGGGAAGAGGACGAUAUAUCAAGUUUAGAAAGAGGGCUCCCACGAAACGGAGACGCAUAA
Messenger RNA from Penicillium verrucosum, 1320 nucleotides. RefSeq lists its product as uncharacterized. The record is from RefSeq and is a predicted model, not a curated record. The transcript has 2 exons. Gene Ontology annotation, molecular function: G protein-coupled receptor activity. Gene Ontology annotation, cellular component: plasma membrane. Lineage: Eukaryota; Fungi; Ascomycota; Eurotiomycetes; Eurotiales; Aspergillaceae. Gene Ontology annotation, biological process: adenylate cyclase-activating G protein-coupled receptor signaling pathway. The coding region runs from base 1 to 1320 and encodes 439 amino acids.